CCGAUCAAUAACACAAUGCGAAUCUCGGUAUCAGCUCCAGCGGUGGGCUUGCUUUCGAUACUCUUCGUGCUUUCAAUUACUUCAUCAGGCAAUGCUUCCAAUAUUCUUUGUCUCUUCACCAGUCCUGGUCGAUCCCAUAUUAUAAUUUAUAUGGCAAUUGCCAGAACUCUAGUGGAGAGAGGUCAUAAUGUGACCAUAGUGACAACAAUGCCACUGAAGGACAAAAAUCCAAAAUACCAUCAUAUCUUCCUGCCCCCCGCAGAAGAAGAUUAUGCUGAAUACUACAGACUGCUAAGUGUUGCCGCUACAGAGUCCAAUAUUUGGGGAGCCUAUAAUCGUCUAUUCUGGGCAAAUGUUGAACGAGUACGUAUACAGGAUAAGGCUUUCAAGAGUCCUCGAUUCCAGGACUUCUUAAAUAAUACCGGAAACCAUUUUGAUGCUGUGAUCCUGGGUUGGGUAUUCAAUACUUAUCAACUUGGAGUAGCAGCACAUUUUAAAUGUCCCGUCAUGCUUGCCUUUGUCAAUCAUCCUACCAAACUUCUACUAUCGAUGGCUGGGAGCCCCUUGGCCUUGUCUACUGUUCCUCUUUUUGGAAACUCCUAUGACAUGCUAAAUUUCAAGAAGAGAUUAAGUAAUUACUUCGACUAUUUGCUGUGGAAUUUCUUUGAGGAAUUCGGGGAAUACAAAAUGUCCCAAUAUUAUGAAGAGUAUUUCUCUUCAGAAAAAUAUCCUUCCUACGAUGAAAUGAAGAGAAAUGUGUCCCUUGUGUUUUGUGCUUCACAUUUUAGCGAAGGAAGAAUCAGACCACACCCUCCAGGAUUUAUUGAAAUUGGUGGAAUUCAAGUCAAAGACAAAGCAAAUCCACUUCCUCAGGAAGUUGAUGAAUUCCUCAAGACUGCCAAUGAAGGUUUCAUACUGUUUAGCCUGGGCACGAAUGUCAAAAGCUCCGACAUAUCCUCGAAUACCACUUCAGCCAUUUUCAAAGUAUUAUCCCAAUCAAAAUACAAAGUUCUUUGGAAGUGGGAUAGUGCUGAAAUGCCUGGAGAAUCAACCAAUAUCAUGUUUCGGAAGUGGUUCCCUCAAGACGAUCUUCUAGCACAUCCCCAACUGAAACUUUUCAUCACCCAUGCUGGAAAAGGAAGUUCAGUAGAGGCUCAAUACCAUGGUGUUCCGAUGUUAGCUAUUCCAGUUUAUGGAGAUCAAUUUGGAAAUGCUGAAGAAAUGCGAACAAUGGGAUAUGGCUUGAUAGUUAACCAUCGAAAUGUGACAGAGCAAAGUUUUCGUCGAGAUUUUGCUGAAAUUCUUAAAAACCCCAAAUAUCUGAAAGCUGUGACCAAAUUUUCAAAAUUGUACACAGAUCGGCCAUUGUCACCGAGGGAAAGUGUGAUCUACUGGACCGAAUAUGUUAUACGCCAUCGAGGAGCUAAACAUAUGCAGAGUCCGGUGAUUCACAUGAAUUUCUUCCAGAAAAACAGUCUUGAUGUAAUUGUUUUUAUAGGAGUAAUUUUGUAUUUAAGUUUUGUGAUUAUGAGAAAAAUGUUUAAAAUAUUUUACAGAACGAUUUUCAUGGUGUGUAGUCGAGAAAGUUGUUCAAAAGUCUCAAUCAUGCGGUCAAACUUCAAAUUCGUCACUCUUUUGUGCCUUUUGGUGGCAUUCCUUGUCGGUGGAAGUGAAUCGGCAAAUAUACUCGGUGUCUUCACCAGCAGCAGUCCUUCACAUCAAAUUGUUCAUAUGUCUUAUAUUAAGGCUCUCAUCGAACGUGGACACAAUGUGACAGUACUCUCAACAAUUCCUCUCAAGGACAAAAAUCCCAAAUAUCAUCAUCUACUGAUUCCCCCAAGUGCGGAAAGAGUCAAAGAAAUGGAUGAUAUGAAAUCAGCCAUGAACAAACCCCAGGGUUUCAUGAAGUCAAUUACCGGAGGAAUUAAUAGUGUGUUGUCGAUUAUUGGAUACUUCUUCAAUGAUUUCCAUGUUGGACUUGGAGCCCACUUCAGAUGUCCAAUCAUUAUGAGUUGGACAUCUUCGUCGUAUGAUAUGGUUGACAAAUUUGUUGGAAAUCCUCCAGAAAUCGCUUAUGUUCCAGCUUCGACUAUGUUUGGUAUGGUUGAUACCACCAAAUUCACUGGACGUCUUAGUAAUUUGUUCCAGAAAAUGGUCUUUAAGAUUUUUGGAGCUCUAAUCGAUAACCGAAUGGCAAAUUUGUAUAGUGAGAUCUUUCCUUCUACUGACUAUCCAUCAUUUGAAGAUGCCAAGAAGAAAGUCUCCUUACUUCUGCUGAACUAUCACUUCUCAGAUGGAAUUAUUCGCCCAAAUGUCCCAGCUGUCAUUGAGUGUGGUGGAAUUCAAAUCAAGGAGAAACCAGAUCCAUUGCCAGAGGAUUUGCAAAAGAUAUUUAACGCCUCUUCCGAACACGGUGUGAUUUAUCUCAGCUUUGGCUCGAACAUCAAAGGUGACGAUUUAAAUCCCGAACUUUUCGGAAUUCUCUUCAAAGCCCUUUCCAGUCUGAAGCAGACUGUCUUAUGGAAAUGGGAUGGUAAGAAGUUACCUGGCGAGUCUCCAAAUAUCCACUAUCGCAAAUGGCUUCCUCAGGAUGAUCUCCUGGCUCAUCCCAACGUGAAGGCCUUCAUUACUCAUGCCGGAAAGGGAAGUACUGCUGAAUCACAGUUCCACGGAGUCCCUAUGGUAACUGUUCCCAUGUUUGCUGAUCAAUUAGGAAAUGCUGAUCAAGUUAAGAAUAGUGGCUUCGGUGUUAAGGUUGAUCAAAAGACCAUGACAGUGGAAAGUUUGAAAGCUGCAAUUCUUGAAGUUCUCGAAAAUCCCAAAUACAAAGAAAAUAUCAAUGAGUUUUCCAAGCUUUACCGUGACAGACCAAUGAGCGCCAAGGAAACAGCUGUAUUUUGGAUUGAAUAUGUGAUCAGACAUAAGGGAGCCUAUCACAUGCAAAGUCCUGCCGUGUUUUUGAAUUCCUUCCAACUUUUCAGUGUCGAUGUGAUUGGUUUCCUCCUGUUGGUGGCAUUUGUCGUUUAUAAACUGAUAACUGUUCCAGCUAAAUUUGCUAUAAGGAAAUUCUUCGCAUGGAAAUAUGCUAAAGCCCAAAAAGUUAAGAAGCAAUAGAUUUUCACUAUCUUAUCGGCGCUAGGAGUCGGCGGUGGAAAGAUUGUCACAAUUGCAUACCUAUCAUACUUACCUCAUUUUGUAUUCUAGAAGUGUUAUAGCUUUAUAUUUUUUUAAAGUGAUUUUAUCAAUUUUUAUACAAAUACAAAAAUUGAAAUAAAUUUAAAAAAAAACGUAUUUUAAUUGAAUUGAGAUGACAUUGGAUAUUUGGUCAAAAGUUGUGUAUACCUACGAUUGUUCACCUAAAAUGAACACGCACUUUAGACACACAAAAAUGUGUAAUUGAGGCAAUUGUGAUUGAAACACUGCCCUUAAAUAAAACGAACUUUGGACAAAAUUACUAUCAUUUAGUAUCUAUGGAUUUACAUGACAUCCAUAAACGUAUAUAGAUAAGUUAACUAUAUAUUUAAUAUUUCUAUCAAGAUAGAAUAAAACAACAACAUUUAUUCAAAACAG
Eupeodes corollae is the source of this 3570-nucleotide messenger RNA. RefSeq lists its product as uncharacterized. Gene Ontology annotation, molecular function: UDP-glycosyltransferase activity. Bases 16 to 3114 code for a protein of 1032 amino acids. The transcript is spliced from 7 exons. The record is from RefSeq and is a predicted model, not a curated record. Lineage: Eukaryota; Metazoa; Arthropoda; Insecta; Diptera; Syrphidae.